AUGUCCAGCGAGGGUGGGCCGGAGCCGCCGCCGCCGGGCGGAGAGCCGGCGUCGGUCGAGAACUACACCGACCUCCUCGCCCACCUCCUCGCCGAGGUGCGGCAGAUCAACCAGCUCGGCCAGCUGCAGGCGGCAGCGCUGCGGCGAACUGCCGAUCGGAUAUCCACAAUGGAGGGGAGGCUGCAAUCCCUGGAGCACGCAAAUUCGGCGGCGCUCACUCAGACCGCGCUGGAGCUCAACACGCUCUCCGCCCUUCGCGAGACCGGGCGCCAUGCAGGCCUGACCAUCGGAGCGCUGGACGUGCCUGAAGCGGACCUCCUCGCUGCAGCGAUGAUGCCUCCACCGCCAGUUCCGGCGGCGCCGCACGCCGCCGCACCGGUGGCGAGCAGCGAUGGCGCUGGCCCCAGCGCCCCUCCACCCCGCGGCGAGCCCGGAGGCGUCAGCCAGGGCGUGAUUCACAUGGGCCAGGCCUCGCAAUCCGUCUCUAUACCGCUCGCCUCGCUCAUCGACGGCAUCGAGCCUCACGUCGGCCUCUCGUCCAAGAGGGCGCGGAAAGACGGCGCCCGGCCGCCCGAGGGGGUGCCCGCACGUUGCCGCGUGAGGGAGCAGCAGGCGGGGUCGUCGCUCGAGCCGCCGGCCCCUGCAGCAGGGCCAAGGGGGACGGCAGCAGCAGGCGAGGCGGCGGCGGCGGUGGCGGGGCCGCCGCCGGGCGGGACUUCCGCGAAGAGCGAGCUGGCGCCAGAGCCGUCGCCUUCGGAGCCGCCUCCCGGGCCUGCUGCGGAGCGGGCACCGGCGGGGCCGCCCGAGUAG
Emiliania huxleyi CCMP1516 is the source of this 810-nucleotide messenger RNA. RefSeq lists its product as hypothetical. The coding region runs from base 1 to 810 and encodes 269 amino acids. Lineage: Eukaryota; Haptophyta; Isochrysidales; Noelaerhabdaceae. The transcript is spliced from 3 exons. The record is from RefSeq and is a predicted model, not a curated record.